Messenger RNA from Trichobilharzia szidati, 3721 nucleotides. The record is from the annotation of a GenBank genome assembly. Lineage: Eukaryota; Metazoa; Platyhelminthes; Trematoda; Strigeidida; Schistosomatidae.
CUUUAUGAACGUUAACCAUUGGUCUCCAAGUGCGUAGUUUAAACUUUUAUGGAGUCUAGAAAAGUUUCUUUAAGCGCUAAUGCGUUGAUUGGGGGCAAAUGGAGACUUGUACGGAAAAUUGGUGGUGGCUCUUUUGGAGAUAUAUAUCUAGGACAGAAUAUGUUGACGGGUGAUGAGGUUGCAAUUAAGCUAGAGCCCGUAACAGCUAGACAUCCUCAAUUAUUGUAUGAGAGUCGAGUCUACCGCGUUUUACAAACGUCAGUGGGAAUACCUAGAGUUUACUGGUUUGGGCCGGAUGGAGUAAGUAACCGGUACAAGGCUAUGGUUAUGGAUUUGCUCGGUCCAAGUCUCGAGGAUUUGUUCACAUUUUGUGGUCGUCGUUUCUCCAUGAAAACAGUUUUAACGCUAGCUGAACAAAUGCUAUGGCGUAUCGAACAUGUUCACUACAGAGGUUUAAUCCACAGGGAUAUUAAACCAGAUAAUUUCUUGAUGGGAAUCGGUCCACAUUGCAACCGAGUCUUCAUUGUUGAUUUCGGAUUAGCGAAAAGAUUUAGAGAUCACAGGUCAAAGUGCCACAUACCUUACAGAGAUGACAAGAACCUAACAGGCACAGCACGCUACGCCAGCAUAAAUGCUCAUGCUGGCAUAGAACAGUCUAGGAGAGACGACAUUGAAUCUCUCGGAUAUGUUUUCAUGUAUUUUCUCAGAGGACACCUUCCAUGGCAAGGUCUCAAGGCGAAUACCAAAAAGCAAAAGUACGAACGUAUUUACGAGAAAAAACUGGCUACAUCUCCUGAAGCUUUAUGUAAAGGUUAUCCAGUCGAAUUCGAAAAGUAUUUGCAUUUCGCUCGUGGAUUGGCUUUUGACAGUACUCCAGAUUAUCACUUUCUAAGAGGAAUUUUCCGCCGUCUAUUUCAAAGCCUAAACUUCGUCUUGGAUUAUGUAUAUGAUUGGGCACUCCUAGGCACCAAUUCCUCUAACACUAAUCAAUCUCUGUUGAAUUCCAACGCAGAAUGUGAAGAAGGCAAUAAUCAACAUCAGAACAACGCAGAGUGCCAAGGAAUGGACAACACAGUUGGAACAAAUCCGCGUGCUCUAGCAGCACCUCAAGUGUAUGGAAACCAUAAUCAUCAUAGUUUACCUGUUCAGCAGUCACAACAAGUCUUACCACACGCUCAUAAUCGUGAUGGGGUUCAGCAGUCAACUUUUCAUUCCCAGUUUGUUAAUCAGUCCGGAAACUCAGGUACGCAGCCGAAUGCUUAUAACGCCCCUGGCACAAGUGUAGGAUAUAGUAUGCGUUGUAUGCCUACAGAAAUGCGCCGCUGAUAUGUACCGGAAUAUAAAUUACUUCCGUCAUUUUAUUUUACAUUGAUGAAGUGGUGUGUUUUGUUUGAUUUUAUUUCUUUUAUCCCAGACACUGGCUACCCAGUUGUUCAUAUGCUGAUAAUCAUUGUAUCUCACUUUGUUUGUGAUUAAUUUUUAGGACAUAGCUGUGUUCUUGCGUUCCUUCUACCUCUUAUUCUUACUACAUGAUCUUAACACAUUGUGGUCCAUUGGUUUGAGCAUCCGACUCUAGCCAGAUUUCGAUCUCACGCUACUUCAAACUGGACAGUUGGGUAGUAUCGUCAGCCUUCACACAUUGUGUUUCAUUGCCCAGUACCGGUUAAUCCAAUCCAAAUGUAUAUAAAAUUUAUUUUGGACACUUGUCUCCAUGCUCUUUCAUUGACAUCAUAUGUUUCGGAGGGUCUUUCAUAUUACAUAGCCCUAGUCAAUACCUGCUACUAUUCACCCGUUGUAGUUACAAUCUGAUUAUUCAACACAAUUUUUGAAACAUUUGAUGAGGUAAGCUAAUUUUUAUUCGUAUCUGACAAUCCUAAUGUACACACUCGCACACAAAUAGUUAUAUAUAUAAUUGCGAUUGUACAGCUAAGUCAGUGAAUUCGCCGAAAAAAGACUCUUCGCUGAACUGUUUGUUCUUAUAUUAUCAGAUUUACCAAGUACAUCUUUUUCACAUAAAAGUAGAGUAAGUUAUAUUUAUAAUCAUUUGUUAAUUAAAGUACAAGUUUAUCAAAAUCACCUUUAUAUGGUUGCAGAAGACUAGUAAUGGAAUUCAUAACAAUUGAUUUGUAUUGUUUGCAAUUCACCAUCUCCAUAUAAGUACACCGCAAUGAAUUUGAUGAUAUUUGGAAGUAAUUUGGGGCAUGGAAAAAAAUAUGAUGCAUUUCCCCUGAAUUUUCACACUGAUCUGUUCUCAAAUUACUCUCAGCAUUUUUGCUUGUCUCAGAUGUUCAAAAUAAGAAUCCGAAUUGACAACUAAUGGUCGUUUGUAAUAACUAGGUUGUUUAGUCAAAUAAACUAUGCGGUUUAAAGCGAGGAGUGUAGGUUUCAGCUUUCACUGGGAAAACUAGCAUUCAGUGAGAUGUUAGUUAUGUAGUUGACAUGUCUCGAAUAAAAUUAAACGCAUUCAGUCUGAACUCCCUUACUGAUUACCACUACACAGAUAUCUGUAUUAAAGAAAUUUUUAGAAUAUUAAAGGUUCUGUAUACGUAAUUAAUAUGUAAACAAAUCUCAGCUGAUUUUAAAUAAUUUGAACAUUUAGGCGGUAUAAUCUAUUCUUUCAAGCUCAUCGUUUGUUGACUUUAUUAUCGAUCUGUAUCAUAAGUAGUAUCUAGAAGACGAUUCAAUCUUCUGUAAGCUCAUAUGGAUGAAAGUGUACUAAUCUACAGAAUUAAAACUGUUAUCACUGUAUGUCUACUCACUGCAGGAAACAUCAUAAACCAAGAUGUACACGUCUACAAUCUUUUAAAAAACAUGCACUACUUAGUGAUCAGCCUUCUUCUAUAAAUUCACACAACACUUAUUUAUUAGAACAAAAUAUUUAGAGUGAACGAUUGUUUUCAAUAAAUUCUUCUUCAGGCUGUACAAUUAUAAAUUCGUUAAUUUAAGCAUACAAUAGCCAGACACUAAAAUCAUUAGUUGAGAGUAAUCUGAUUCCUAAGGAUACACUCAACGAAUUGAAACCCUCAGGUACGCACACACCAAGACUUUAUGGUUUACCGAAAGUUCACAAACCGGGAGUACCACUACGUCCCAUCUUAGAUAUGUGUCAAUCGCCUUAUCAUUCUACAGCAAAGUUGUUGGUAAAGGCACUAGAGCCGUUACAUCGCGAAUUAGUCAAAUUCAGUGUAAAAGAAGUAUUUAGCUUUUUGGAAACCACCAAAAGCCUGAAUGUAAAGGGAAAGAAAAUGAUGUCACUGGAUGUAGCAUCAUUAUUCACCAACGUCCCACUGCUUGAAACAGUCAACUACAUAUGUGACCAGCUGAUAGAAAGAAAGAUAGAUGUAGGAAUCCCAUCCGAAAAAGUCAAAGAAUUAUUAUUGAAAUGCACUACGAAUGUUCACUUUAUGUUCAAUAAUGGUUUUUAUAGACAAGUUGAUGGUGUAGCCAUGGGAUCACCUCUGGGCCCUAUGCUAGUGGAUAUUUUCCUGGCAAAGCUUGAAAACGGUCCACUUAAAGACACGAUUAAAGGGUUUGACUAUUAUUGUCGAUACGUAGAUGAUACCUUUAUCGUUUGUGAUAUAAAUCUUAAUAAACAAGAGCUUCUAAAUGCUGUUAAUAGUGUUCACCCAACUAUUCAGUUUACAUGUGAAGAAGAAGAGAAUAACAGUUUACCUUUCCUAGACGUCCUCCUUACCAUGAAGACAGACGGAUAUCUACAAAG